Glycine soja is the source of this 2509-nucleotide messenger RNA. RefSeq names its product nuclear pore complex protein NUP85. Gene Ontology annotation, molecular function: structural constituent of nuclear pore. Lineage: Eukaryota; Viridiplantae; Streptophyta; Magnoliopsida; Fabales; Fabaceae. The transcript has 18 exons. Gene Ontology annotation, cellular component: nuclear pore outer ring. Bases 1 to 2097 code for a protein of 698 amino acids. Gene Ontology annotation, biological process: mRNA export from nucleus; positive regulation of DNA-templated transcription; protein import into nucleus. The record is from RefSeq and is a predicted model, not a curated record.
AUGCCGUCGGACACCGUCGGCAACGUGGCUCUGGUCCCCUUCACCGGAGACUCGCCGCCAGCGGUAUACCCUCUCCACCACGGCCUCGCUCCUCCGAUUAGUCGUCUCUCCAUCUCCUGGGCCCGCGGCAGCUCCCUCCGCCUCUCCCUUUUCGCCGGCGCCGCCGCCAAGGUCGUUGAAGUGAAGCUCGCCGGCGAAGAUUCGGAGAUCCCUGACGCUCACUGGCGCCGAAUCGCGUACGGCUCCGUUGCGCCGUUUGCGCUGCUUCAGAGUCGGAGGAGCUCCCUUUCUGCUCUCUUGAAGACUCCUUCUCCCUAUCGUUCGGAUUGGUGGGAGCAUGUGCUUCAGUAUAGCAAAGAGAUAGGUUCACUUCUUGGGGGGCCAAAGUUGCCUGCUAGUCCUAUAAUUGAGGACCCAAAUGUAAUUGCUAAGAGAGGUGAAGAGCCUACAUCUUUGAAAGCUGCGUGGGAGUUAAUUGAAAUAUUUUAUGUGGACAAGCAAUCUCAAGCAUGGCUACCUGAAAGGCUUGUUGAUUGGUUAGCUGAUUAUGCCAGCCUCUUUACUAGUACACAUGAAACAAUUCAUGGCAAGCUUGUGGAUUUUCAGAAAGAACUAGUUAACAUACAGGUGAUUGAGGAGGAUCCCAGAUAUUGGGACUUGUUGUCAUCUGCACUGUCAGUUGGUUGGCUUGAUAUUGUGGUGAAAAUGCUGCGGUUGCAUGGAUCUUACCAAUUAGAUCAGCUCAGUAAUCGGGAGUUGGAAAAUGGACUUGUAGAGGCUGUUGCUGUUCUUAUUUCCAAAAUGCCCCGCAUGCGUCCUGAAUCUGUUGGAAAGUUAGGUGAAUGCUAUAAAUCCAAACCUGACUUCAUCAAGGCCUGGGAAAAAUGGAGGUCACAAAUUACAAAACUGGAUUGCAGUCGAUUCUGGAUUCAAUGUGAUAAUCAACAAACUCGUGAGGGCUUGAGAAACUUGCUACAAAUUAUGCUGGGUAACACUGAGAGUCUCUGCAUGGCUACAUGUUAUUGGAUUGAAUUAUAUAUUUCUCAUUUCCUGUACAUAAGGCCAUUUACAAUGGGAAUAGAAAGCAUGUAUAAUUUGGCCCAGAAAUGCAUCCAGUUGAAACCACGAUCUAGUACCCAUAGGUUGUCAGUACUUAUGAUUGGAAUUCUUGAAGAAAAUACCGAGGUUGUUUUAGCUGAGUGUUCCAGAGAAUUUGGCCCUUGGUUGGUGGCACAUGCCAUAGAACUGUUGACUGCAGGGAGUGAGCAAGCAGAGAUUCUUCUGCAUGAGGAGCGUUAUAACUUGGGGGGAAUCAGCAUAGUGGAACUACAUCGGCUUGUAUAUGCUCAAAUUCUAUCGUCACAUGCAUUGACCUGGCAAAUUGCUCCUAUAUAUUUAACAUCAUGCAUGAAGCAAGGAAUGGGCUUGUUAGAGAAUUUAUUGUACAGGCAAUCUGCUCAACAUAAUGAUGUGUUGCUUAAGAACAUUGAGAUAUGCCGUUUGUAUGAGCUUGAUCAUAUUAGUUCAAAUAUCAUGAAGAUUGCUGGAGUACAUCACUGGAAGCAUGGCCAUAAGGGUGCUGGAGUAUUCUGGCUUCAACAAGCCCAAGACGCAAGUUGUCUUGAUAAGAUUGCCCAACAGUUAUUUGAUUCUGUUGGAAAGUCUAUAUCUGAUGAAAGCUUCAAGCAAUGGGAAGGCAUGAUUGAACUAUUGGGUUCUGAAUCUAAGCCUGCUGGGGGACUUGAAUUUUUGCACAAGUAUAGGGAUUUCAAGAAAUCCCUUCAGAAGGUAUCUAGUGGAAAAUCAACUGAUGCAGCAAGGCAAGCUGUAGGCUCCCUCAUACUGCUUAUGAAAAAUCCAUCUACUCCUCAGCGCUUUUGGUUGCCUCUUCUGUAUGACUCGUUGAAGUUACUUAAUUGGCAGGAUUGCCCUCUUCUAAGUGUCUCUGAGACCAAUCUUCUGCUGAACAAACUUCAUGAGUUAUCUCUGGCGAAGCUGCGACCGCACCAUACUGAGCCUAGCUUACCUCCUGAUGCACUAAGCUCUAUUAGGUUGGCUCUAGCUACAAAUCUUGGUCAAGCCAUACUUGAUGAAUAGGAUUACCACAAAAUAUAUAUAUAUAUAUAUAUAUAUAUAUAUAUAUAUAUAUAUAUAUAUAUAUAUCUGCGCCCGAGCUAGUGAUGGAUGAAUUUACAAUAUGUUUGGUAACAGUUAAAUCUAACGCCAACAAACUUUCAGAUAAAACUAAAACAUGGUUGCUUUGAAAAGUGUGAUUUUCCCGUUCAACGUGUAUCCAAACAUGCCCAAUCAUUCAUCCACGGUAGGCACGUGGAAGACGCUGUAAAUUGCUUUUAUCCAAUGGUUGGCACUUGUAAAUUUGUAUGGACAUAGGACAGUUCGGGCUUUAGUUGUGUAUGUUUAUUUUUCAUUUGAAUUACAACCCUUGUUUCAGCGGGAAUUUUAACCCACUUCAUGUUUUAUCUUUUCAAGAAUUAAGUUUAGUAAAUCA